Messenger RNA from Culicoides brevitarsis, 1490 nucleotides. It is a transcript of the gene Ipk2, whose product is annotated as inositol polyphosphate multikinase. Gene Ontology annotation, biological process: inositol phosphate biosynthetic process. Gene Ontology annotation, molecular function: inositol tetrakisphosphate kinase activity; inositol-1,4,5-trisphosphate 3-kinase activity. The coding region runs from base 211 to 1113 and encodes 300 amino acids. Lineage: Eukaryota; Metazoa; Arthropoda; Insecta; Diptera; Ceratopogonidae. Gene Ontology annotation, cellular component: nucleus; cytoplasm. The record is from RefSeq and is a predicted model, not a curated record. The transcript has 2 exons.
AGUGUGAAGUAAUUUUAUCGUUUCGCGUGAAUUUUUGUCGCACUGUGCGGCGUAGAAGCACGUUCCGUGUGUGAAAUCAUCUGUUUUUGUACGGAAAAUUUCAUUUAUUUGCCGUCGCUCGGUGUCGUUCGUGAGUCAUUUGCUGUUUUGGUGCACAACAAUUCACUCACAUGGUGAUUUUCGCUCGGUAAACAAACGAAAUUCGGAAAAAUGUCGAUACCUGUGUUGCCCAAAGGCACCAUUUUGUUGGAAAAUCAGGUUGCGGGACACACUUUUCAGGAUUCCGCGCAAGCCAUUGGGAUGCUAAAGAGCUCCAACGAGGGUUUUAUCUUCAAACCGCUGACAAAACCGGAUUGUGCGGUGCGUGAAAAGGCAUUUUACGAGCAGCUUGAAGUCGCCGAAGACCAAACAUCGAAAGAAUUGAGACAAAUGGUCCCCAAAUUUCACGGAGUUCAUGUCAUGAGUGUUCGAGGACGUGAUGUGCAAUUCGUCAAAUUGACUGAUAUCACGAGUGGCAUGACGGAGCCGUGUGUCAUCGACAUCAAAAUUGGCAAACGCACGUGGGAUCCGACAGCUUCGGAAGCCAAACGAAUGGUUGAAUCGAGCAAAUAUGUGCGUUGCAAGGAAAAUGUCGGCUUUUGUAUCCCCGGAUUUCAAGUUUUUAGCAUCUCCGCCGGGAAAGUCAAGCGUUAUGGCAAGGAAUAUGGCAAAAGUUUGGAUGAAAAUUCCGUUUUGGAAGCUUUUAAACUCUUUUUAAAUGCGGAUACGAAGCUUUAUCGCCCUUUAAUACAAAAAAUCCUGCAAAAUUUGAGACAAAUUCAAAGCUGGGCAGUGCGUCAAAGGAAAUUUUUGCUUUACAGCAGCUCAGUAUUAAUCGCGUACGACGCGAAACGACUCAAAGAGUUCAUUUGUAAGCACGAUGAGUUCCUCCAAAAGUUAAAAAGUGACGAAAUGUUGUCUUUGAAUGAAGAUUCGCAGCCCGAUUGGGUUCAAGUAAAGAUGAUUGAUUUUGCGCAUCAGUUCCCGAAUGAGGAGAGAACGGAAGAUACAAAUUAUACGCACGGCAUUGGGCAUUUGGUUCAGAUAUUUGAAGACAUUCUGCAACAUUGUUGAACAAAUUUUUUAAAAAUUUUAGUUUUUAAGCCAUUUUUAAGAUGAAAAAGCCACCAAAAAUGAUUUUAGGCAUAAGUCCGAAGAGUUUUUUGACAGUUAAAGAGAUAGAAGAUGCUAGAAAUUUGAAAUUUUAAAACAUUUUUGAUAUUGAUUGUACUGAAAAUGAGAGAAUUUAAUCAAAAAUUAACAUUGAAGGAAAAUUUUGACAUUUCUCAUUUUGACAGCUGUCAAAAUUUUUUAUUAAAUCAAAAUUUUUUUACGAAAGAAAAUUUCUAAAAAUUAAAUUUCAACUGAAAUGUACAAGAAAAUAUAAAAUGUUGAAAAAAAUUAAUUUUAACAAAAUUUUUUGACUUUUGUCAAUUUGACAGCUGUCAAAA